AACGUUAAUUAGUACUAAUUAGUCAAUAAUCGAAAGAAAAGAACAAAAAUUUUUACAUAUUUUCUCGUCGUAAAUAUUCUCCACACAUUUCUCUAUCGAUCUAGGCAAGAACCAAGCUUUUGUGAUGAAUGGAGAAUGGACAGGAAUUUUUUUAAUAAUAACCCCGAGCUCAAAAAUUUAACAACAUUUUUUUAAGUAAUUAAUUUUUUUCUCAGCCAAAUAACGUCAGUAAGCCGAAAAAACUUCAGGACAUAUACUUCGAAGUGUCCUCUACAAACUGGGAACGCUAGAGAAAAGUCUAAAUGGGUCCCCCCCUUAAUUAAACUUAUUAAAAAGUCAUGUAUUUUGUCAUCAUAUUUUGAUGCUGAAAAACUCAAAUUGAAAAAGAACCGUUCAUUACAAUUAGACGUUAGAACAAGGUGGAAUUCUACCUGUUGUAUGAUCGACGGCUUGUUAAAUUUGAAAUUAGUAAUAGCAGAAUGGUUAGAUAAUAAAAACUGUUUAAAAAUUAAAAAUAAACUAAAACAGGAAUUGAAUGAAUUAAAAUUAACAUCAAAUCAAUGAAACGUACUGUCUGUAAUACAGAUAAUACGGAUAGUAUUGAAACCGUUCUAUCGAGUAACACAAUUAAUUAGCGAGCGAUAGUAAAUAUUCAACAUUGGACUGGCCUACUCUGCCAUUCAUUUUACCAAAUUCUUUAUUGAUGAUAGUUAUGAAAUGAAAAAAUUAAAACAGCGUUUGUCGAGAACAACGAAACAAUAUUUGGAUGAUGAUAUUGACCAAAGUGAGCUUCUGAAAGUACGAUGUUAGCGUGCGGCCGGCUGAUAGGAUUUGAUCAGAGAGACUGAAACAAAGACUCAAAUCGAUAUUUAUCUUUUUGUACCUCAUAUGAUCCUAGAGAUUUAAGAUCCAUAUGUCCUAUCGUCUGAGUUCAAUAAAAGCUAUAAAAUUCAACAAAAAGUACUUGACUUUUGAAAAGGUUUUCUAGAAACCUUUGGAAGUAAGAGAAUGUUUUCGAUCAAGCUUAAGUUCAGAAUUAGAUUGAGUAGAUGAAAUAGAGUAUGUGUUAAUGCUCUGAAGUAACCGUGCUCAACUUUGACUGAGUUAUGAACUUUUUUAAUUUUUCUUGAAAAUAGCCAAAAAUGAGGUUUUCUCAAGGGCUGAAAUUUUGCUUUGAAAACAAACAUUGUCACAAAACUCAGCACGGUCGAUAACCUAUGUUUCCAUUUAGUCUACAUCAACGUGCCGAAUCUCCCAAAAUGCCACGGCUGAAUGGUGAAAAGUGAAGAAGUCAGAGGAUUCCUAAAGAGUACGCUCUUAGUUAUCUACCGUAGAAAAAAAAUGAAUGGAUUUGUAGCAAGAUCUGACAGGACUAUGACCUAAUUUUCUAAAGAUCUGCCAGAAAACUGUUGUUGCUGUUACAUGAAAAAAAAUGAAUCAAAAUAAUAGGCGUGUUACACCAGGAAGUUGGUCUAGGCUAACUCCUCACGCACUGAGCAUAUUCAUUUGAAACUCAGACCUUAAGGGUUUCGCAAGGUCUUCUUUCUUUUACUCUCUAGAAACUUUUCUCCAAAACUCUUGGAAAUAGGGUUUCCAGAAAACCGAGGUUUUUGACCUACAAGAACUGAUUAUAAUGAGUUUUGAGAAAAUCGAUGCGACUCAAAAAACUUUUGAAGCCCACAUUCGGAUUCAGCAUCAAAUUUCGAACAUUUUGAAAAAACAAUCGAGUCCCUUACUCAAAAUUAAAUUGUGUUUAAAUUUCAAAGUUUAACUUUUUUUAAAUUUGAUACAACUCGGCAAGGAUAAGUGAUAGAGACUUGAUUCAAACGUGGUUAAAUUAGAGAAUUAAAAAUCCAAUAAAACUGGAUAGUUGGCGACGUUCAUGUAUCACGUGAUCAGGGUUUUCUAGGAGAUCUUCGUAGAACAUUUUUCAAGCCAAAUACAGGUUUAGUAGCGCAAAUAGUUGCCCAUGGAGUUAUAGGUUUUCCAAAAAACCAUUGUUUUUGGAGUACCAAAACUGCCAUCCGGCUGUGUUCACAUAAUAUUAAAAAAGUCACUAUUUACUCAAAAAACAUCAGAACGAGUUCAAAAUUUCAGGAUAUGGUUAAUUUCCUUUGCUAAAUGUAAUUAUAGGAUCGAAAAAUCAGAAAAAGUAUAGUUUUGUUAUUGGGUUUUUCAGAAACCCUUUCGGAAAACCUUACGGUUUUGUCAAAUUUAUUUUGAGAUUUCAUAUAAACAGGAUAUAGAAUAGCUUAAAUACUCUACAUCCUGAAAUUUUGAACUAGUUCUCAUGUUUUUUGAGUGAAUAGUGAAUUUUUUAAUAUUAGGUGAAAACAGCCUGAAAAUCCGAAUUUUCGUAUAACUCGCUUAGAUUAGAUUUAGAAUAGAUUUUCACAACUUUUUCUAAAAGUAAGCAUUGCCACGAGACUCAGCAUGGUCGAUUACUCAUAUUCCAUUUGCCUUCAAGGCUACCAAUAGUGACCGGCUGCCAGCCAUGGGAUUCGUAGCAACUUCGAUACAACACCCAAACCGUGGAAAAUCAAGGUCACACUUUGGCCUGUGACAGUUCAUCGUUCCUUGUACUGCAGUUUCUCGAUAACGGGAAGGGUUUUUCAGUUUCCGUUCUGAACUAGGAACGGUUCAGCAGUUCACGUUUCUAGGAACUUGGAACGGUUCAACAGUUCUGGUUUCGCAAACGGGAACUACAGUUCUUUUUGAACUGGAAACCGCUCAGUGUCCUUUUGUAAUUUGUUGAUAUAUUAUUUUAUAUUAUUUUUGUUUUGGAUAUUUUAGAACAAGAGUGAUAUCGGUCGCUGUCAUUGAAUCAUUAGGGUUAACAACAAAGAAUGUUAUUUGUUUGAUACUUACACGACCAGCAAAUUUUAUUUUCAAAGCUAGUGAUUUUAUUCUAUUGAAUAUACCUAAUAUAAAAAUGUGGCAAUACCGCCCCUUUUCAAUUACUAGCCCACCUGAACAACAAGACACAAUAGCGUUACAUAUCAGUGUCGAUGAUGAUUGGACAGGGGAAUCCACAAGGAAUUGUCUGGGUUCUUGUCUAACUUAUUAUUGUCAACGAAUAUCAAUCGGUAAUUAUUUUCGUGAAGUUAGUGGGCAUCGUGGUUUAUUUUGGUUUGGUGCUAUUAGUCAGUUGGCAUCGUUAAUUGGUGCAAUAUUCAUUUAUUUGUUAACAUCCGUAUUCAAUGAAUUUCAGGAGCGUGAUGUUUGUAAACAUUAUGUGUGUUAG
Didymodactylos carnosus is the source of this 3244-nucleotide messenger RNA. Lineage: Eukaryota; Metazoa; Rotifera; Eurotatoria; Philodinida; Philodinidae. The record is from the annotation of a GenBank genome assembly.